This is a messenger RNA of Daphnia magna, 1498 nucleotides long. Its product is annotated as protein YIPF1. The record is from RefSeq and is a predicted model, not a curated record. NCBI's taxonomy places the organism in Eukaryota, Metazoa, Arthropoda, Branchiopoda, Diplostraca, Daphniidae. Gene Ontology annotation, molecular function: small GTPase binding. Gene Ontology annotation, biological process: vesicle-mediated transport. Gene Ontology annotation, cellular component: membrane; Golgi apparatus. Bases 273 to 1469 code for a protein of 398 amino acids. The transcript has 7 exons.
GGCUAUAAUUGCGAGCGCCAGAUGGUGUCGUCGUAAUCCUUGUUUUUUUGUCUGAUUGGCUCUUACUAGGGGACGCAUAGGAGGUAUUCGAGUUUACAGGCCUUAAGCAUUAAGUAGGCCUUGGUUGGGACUGGGAGUUUGUGUUCGUGUGUUAACUAAUAAGACUGUGUUCAAUGCAGCCGACAACGCAACACGCAAGCAAGUAUUCUGACAUAAGCAAUUGCAUGCAGUGCAUUGGAAGAAGUUGAAUAGUCACUACGUGGCAGUUGGAAAUGGAUUUUACCAAUAAAGCAAAUGAUGCUGAAGCUCUGCUACAGUUCCAAGAUUUUGGAAUGGGAAAUACAUCUGGAGGAAAACCGCCACCAUACGAGCAAACACACAACUUUACUGACUAUCCCUCAUCUCAUGUUGACAUUGAUGAGGAUCAAUCUCAAAAUCAAACGCCAAUGGCUCUCACCUCUCAAGAAAACGCUCCAUCUAUGUUAACAUUUGCCUACUACCAGCGGUACUUUGACGUAGACACACCACAGGUUAAAGAACGGUUGGUGUGGUCUUUCAUACCCCGGCCGUCGCGAGACACACUUACGCAUUACAUCCGACCCUCACCCGAUCUUUACGGUCCGCUGUGGAUUUGUGUUACUCUGGUCUUCUGCGUAGCUAUUAUGGGAAAUAUUGCCGAUUAUUUGCAUUCUGGAGGAGAAGGCCAACACUGGAGGUACGAUUUCCGAAAAGUUUCUAUUUCUGCAUCCACAAUCUUCAGCUACGCUCUGCUCUUACCGUUAGUCUUGUGGCUUCUCCUCUGGUGGCGCAGGAAGGAAGGCGACCAAACCCCGCUCGGUUUUAUUGAGAUUGUAUCUCUUUACGGCUAUUCUUUAGCCAUUUACAUCCCAAUAUCCGUGUUGUUGACUAUUCCAUUCCCAAUCCUUCAGUGGACGUUGGUGAUCCUUGGAGCAGCACUUUCCGGUUCAGUUUUGGUUUUGUCUCUGUGGCCACCACUAAGUGCUACAAAGAGAGGAGUGGCCGUAAUUAUUCUUUCUGCGAUCUUGGCAUUCCAUUUUCUAUUAGCUGCAGGACUACAGCUCUACUUUUUUCGCUACACAGACCACGUAGUGGUUGUUUCCGGCAAUAACGAUGGAACAUCUCGUGGUCAUUUAAGGGCCGUUGACAGUUUAGCAUUUGACAAAGUCACGGAAUUGCAACCACUGAGUUUCAUUCGCGAGAUUGAAAAGAACUCGCCGUCCGGCAGUACUAAUGUAGAAACAACUGAUCCAAAGACUACUAGAACACUUGUUCAUCUUUCAGCCGCCCCUUUGGUGACGGGUAUUGAAGGGGAAAAACUAACUCUGGUGCCAGAACGUGUGGCGGUAACUGCUAGUUAUUCCGUGUCCAAGGACGCGAUAGGACACAGUGAAAUACCUAAAAUUAUUACUAAGUCGUCAUAUGGAGAUGGAAGCACAAUCGGCGUUUAACUAAUUGAAUUAUAAUUGUUAAAAAAUUU